Messenger RNA from Raphanus sativus (radish), 948 nucleotides. Its product is annotated as ras-related protein RABC1. NCBI's taxonomy places the organism in Eukaryota, Viridiplantae, Streptophyta, Magnoliopsida, Brassicales, Brassicaceae. Bases 134 to 766 code for a protein of 210 amino acids. The transcript has 6 exons. Gene Ontology annotation, molecular function: GTPase activity; GTP binding. The record is from RefSeq and is a predicted model, not a curated record.
CUCUUUCCCUGUUUCUGAGAUUUUCUUCGGCUUUUUUCCCUGUCUGUCUGUCCGUCUGUCUCUGUGUCGCAGAUCUCGAAGAAAGUUUACUCAAUCGAUUCAAAGUUUGUGUGUGUGUUUGAUUGUUUCUACGAUGGCGUCGGGGCAAGCAGAAUUUGAUUACUUGUUCAAAGUGUUAUUGAUCGGAGAUUCCGGUGUUGGGAAAAGCUCUCUCUUGUUGAGUUUCACAUCUAAUACCUUUGAUGAUCUUUCUCCCACUAUCGGUGUGGAUUUUAAGGUUAAGUAUCUUACCAUUGGAGACAAGAAACUCAAGCUUGCCAUUUGGGAUACAGCUGGGCAAGAGAGGUUUAGGACGCUAACAAGUUCAUAUUACAGAGGAGCUCAGGGCAUAAUAAUGGUGUAUGAUGUGACACGACGAGACACAUUCACAAAUCUAUCAGAUAUAUGGGCCAAGGAAAUCGACCUGUACUCCACUAAUCAGGAUUGCAUCAAGAUGCUUGUUGGCAAUAAAGUCGACAAGGAGAGUGAAAGAGCUGUCUCUAAAAAAGAAGGCAUUGACUUUGCUCGGGAGUACGGAUGUUUGUUUCUCGAGUGUAGUGCAAAGACUCGUGUCAACGUUGAGCAAUGUUUCGAAGAGCUUGUUCUUAAGAUUUUGGAAACGCCUAGUCUUACUGCUGAAGGUUCGUCUGGAAGGAAGAAGAACAUCUUCAAACAGAACCCAGCACAAACAAGCAGUGCUUCAUCGAGCUACUGCUGCUCUUCUUAGACAUGGGCUUUUACGGUUUAUGACGCAAAGUACACUCUUGUUUGUCUUCUUGUUCUCGGUUUCUCUGUUUCCAAAAAAUACUGCAGCAUCUUGGAUGUAAAAAAUCUUAACCCUGUUUCAACGUUGUGUUCCUGGUUUUCUAGUCUGGGACCGUCUUAUUCAAAACAAAAUGUUCUUUUUUA